CAAGGAGAGCUGCGGCACAGCGCGGAGCGGCGGGCCCUGGUGAGCGCGGUCCGCGACGCGCGGGGGAGGACCGACCAACGCGAGCAGCCUGGCCACCUGGGCGUUUGGGCAGAGGGGCGCAGGGGCCUUGCCUCGGGGACUUUCCAGCAGCUCCAUGGCCUCUCCAAAGAAGAAACUUCAGGGUCUUGUUGCUGCUACCAUCACGCCAAUGACUGAGAAUGGAGAAAUCAACUUUUCAGUAAUUGGUCAGUAUGUGGAUUACCUUGUGAAAGAACAGGGAGUGAAGAACAUUUUUGUGAAUGGCACAACUGGAGAAGGCCUAUCCCUGAGCAUCUCAGAGCGUCGCCGGGUUGCCGAGGAAUGGGUGACAAAAGGGAGGAACAAGCUGGAUCAGGUGGUGAUUCACGUAGGGGCCCUGAGCUUGAAGGAGUCACAAGAACUGGCCCAACAUGCAGCAGAAAUAGGAGCUGAUGGCAUUGCAGUCAUUGCACCUUUCUUUCUCAAGCCAUGGAACAAAGACGUCCUGGUCAAUUUCCUAAAGGAGGUGGCUGCUGCUGCCCCUGCAUUGCCAUUUUAUUACUAUCACAUUCCUGCUUUGACAGGGAUAAAGAUUCGUGCUGAGGAGUUGUUGGAUGGCAUUCAGGAAAAGAUCCCCUCCUUCCAAGGGCUGAAAUUCAGUGACACAGAUCUCUUAGACUUCGGGCAAUGUGUUGAUCAGAAUCGCCAGCAGCAGUUUGCUUUCCUUUUUGGUGUGGAUGAGCAACUGUUGAGUGCCCUGGUGAUGGGAGCAACUGGAGCAGUGGGCAGUACCUAUAACUACCUGGGAAAGAAGACAAAACAGAUGUUGGAAGCUUUUGAACAAAAGGACUUCUCCUUAGCCCUGAACUAUCAGUUUUGUAUCCAGAGAUUUAUCAACUUUGUGGUCAAACUAGGUUUUGGAGUAUCACAGACGAAAGCCAUUAUGACUCUGGUCUCUGGGAUUCCAAUGGGCCCACCCCGGCUUCCACUGCAGAAGGCCUCCAGGGAGUUUACUGAUCAUGCUGAAGCUAAACUGAAGAGCCUGGAUUUCCUUUCUUUCACUGGCUUAAAGGAUAGAAACUUGGAAACCUGUAGCUAGUGCACUACUAUCAUAUCAGGGUGUGUACAUGGAGACAUAAUUCACAUCAAAUAGGCAUUUUUUUCUCAGGGACAUUUUAGAUGAACUUAAACUCUUAGAAAAUAAAAUCUCACAUCAAUCAACAAGUACUUAAGUACUUACUCUGAGCCUUAAAAAAAGUUUAAUUUUAUGAAGGGGCAAAGGCUAUAGAUGAGAAGGAGUCAUUCAUUUCCCUAAAUUUCUGUAGAGAAAUUUUUUUUGUAGAGAAAUUUUUGUUUACAUGAAUGAAAUGGAAUCGACAGGAAAAUUGUAAUUGAUUGAUUCUAUCUGCCUUUGGGAGUUCUCAUUAUCUUAAUUUCUUGUUCUUAGUCCUAUUUUCAAGUUUUCUAAUUUUAAAUCACUAUACUGUACUUUCAUUUUAAUAAAUAUUCAUUUGGAAUCUA
This is a messenger RNA of Nycticebus coucang (slow loris), 1539 nucleotides long. It is a transcript of the gene NPL, whose product is annotated as N-acetylneuraminate pyruvate lyase. The coding region runs from base 155 to 1117 and encodes 320 amino acids. The transcript has 12 exons. Gene Ontology annotation, biological process: carbohydrate metabolic process; N-acetylneuraminate catabolic process. NCBI's taxonomy places the organism in Eukaryota, Metazoa, Chordata, Mammalia, Primates, Lorisidae. Gene Ontology annotation, molecular function: N-acetylneuraminate lyase activity; 4-hydroxy-tetrahydrodipicolinate synthase activity. The record is from RefSeq and is a predicted model, not a curated record.